AUUGCACAAUUCUUGACUUCGAAAUCUGCAUAUUCACUUCAAGUUCUAAAGUUGAAUAACAAUGGGCUUGGCGCCGGAGGAAAAAGAAUUGCAAAGUGCUUACGUGAGUGCCACGGGAACGCCUUUAGAGAUGGUUAUGAGUUCAAAUUGAAAACAUUUAUUGCUGGAAGAAACCGUCUGGAGGAUCCCGGAGCUAUAGCCUUGGCUGAAGCGUUUGAGAACCUAGGUACUCUCGAGGAAGUCGUCAUACCACAAAAUGGUAUCCGUGCAGCAGGAAUUUGUGCUCUAGCACGCUCAUUUCGAUCGAAUCCUUCACUUCGAAUAAUUAACGUCAACGACAAUACGUGUACGGUCGAGGGAGCUUUGGCACUAGCUGAUGUUCUUGAAGAUCUCACUCACCUUGAAGUCCUUGAUCUUGGUGACAGCUUAUGCAGAGAUGACGGAAUUGUGAACAUCUGUGAAGCGCUCCAACGUCACUUCAAACUACAGUAUGUAGACUUCUCUGGCAAUGAGUUAUCAGCUGAAACUGGAGAAUCAGUCGUUACAAUGUGGAAGGAAGUUUUCCUAGCCGAAGGCCAAGUUGUAAAGUUGAAGAUGACGAAUAACUGCUUUGGAUCACGAUUCUAUGAUAUAAAAGAGAUGGCUGAGGGUACUCCUAUCGAUCUUGGCGAAAGCGAUGAUGACGAAGGGACUCUGUCCGAGUGCUCUGAUGAGUUUGUUGAGUCAGAAAACGACAGCGAGGAUGAAGAGGAGGACUACGACGAUGAAGAAGAAGAUUUGCAAGCAGGAGGUGAUAGAAAUGAUGAAGAUGAUGGAGGAGACCUCAGCGAUUUGCUGAAUAGCAUGGGUGACAUGAAAUUCACGGAGCCUCAAGGCAGAGAAGUUGAUGAUGUCGUGUCGUUCCUCAAUCAGCAAUUGAAGCUCGACACCGCCCAGGAU
Molecule: messenger RNA, 939 nt
Organism: Ostertagia ostertagi
Lineage: Eukaryota; Metazoa; Nematoda; Chromadorea; Rhabditida; Trichostrongylidae
Source: the annotation of a GenBank genome assembly